UCUCCUCACAUAUCAAGCGCCCUCUGAUGUGUGGUGUGGGCUUUCCCGAUCGUGGCUUCUCAACAUUCCCCAGGCCAAGGCCCCAAUGUGCGACUGACACAGAUAACACUGAGGAUGAGGUUGGGAAAAGUAGGUGCAGCUGGAGCAGCCAAAGAAGCCGGCGCCAACCAUGUCUGGAUUUCUCUCGCAAGGUACAAUGACGAUCUUAUAGGGUCGCCAGAAAAAUGGGAGAAAUACACAAGAAGUGCAGACGGACAUAUGGGGAAACGCAGGCCUGGAUUUGAGCACAUGGGAGAGGAAGCGUUAAGCACAUUUUUCAGCGACGGCCGUUGGGACUCGGGAAAGAUGGUGGCAAGUUUUGCUAAAAUGAGGGCCUUUGGGGACGGAUUCAUGAUCAAGACCACUGACAAAGACGAGAACUUGAAGGUCAUAUCGUUUGUCCUGAAACCUCUUAGCACGUCCAAGUGGAAGAACCUCCUAGAAGAGGUGAAUCAAGAGGUUCCAUUACCCAAUGAAAUGGGUAUAACACCGAGUGAAACGACGUCCAUAUGUGAUGUCACACAAGGUGCAGAAAAGGGUGUUGUGCUUGAUGCAGUUCGAGUGGUACGACUCCGGCUGUACAUGGGUCAAAUAUUCAUGGGAUGGAUGUGGUUCAUACCUGUAUUUCAUAUGCCUCCGCCCUCAAGGUCGGAUGCUCGAGAUGUUCCUCUAUAUUGGAUGUAGAGGUCGCUUUGGAGUGGUUAAGUGGGUCGGAUUCAGAUGCCAAAUCGAGCGGCACUCGUACCUUGGGUGUAGAAUUUUUAAGGGCUCUUGGGACUUGGAAAUACCGUUCAGGCAAUAGCUGCUGGAGAUGUAGAAGUUAAACAGGCUGCCGAGGACUGAAUAUUGAAUAUAUGUUGCCCCAGUGCCG
This is a messenger RNA of Guyanagaster necrorhizus, 910 nucleotides long. RefSeq lists its product as uncharacterized. The transcript has 5 exons. NCBI's taxonomy places the organism in Eukaryota, Fungi, Basidiomycota, Agaricomycetes, Agaricales, Physalacriaceae. The record is from RefSeq and is a predicted model, not a curated record. The coding region runs from base 115 to 723 and encodes 202 amino acids.